GUGGCCAUCAUGUUCCUCGCCAAGUCCCUGUUUCUCUCAUGCUUAGUGUUGGGAGUCCAGCUACACCUGCACCAACCUCAGCGGUUCCUGGUUGUGGAAGUCGGUGGGACAGCAGAGAUCCACUGCUCCUCCAGCAAGGAUGUGGAUGGGGGAGCAAAAUUGCACUGGUAUCUGAGAAGGGCGGGUGAGGCCCCCAUGCACAGGAAGGACUGUGCGGAUGAUACAAAAGGGCCCAAAUUUGCUUGCAAACAUCAGAAAUACGGCACAACCCUGGAAAUCUGGGACAUGCAAAGGAAGGAGUCUGGCAUUUAUUACUGUGCACAUGCAACCACCAGCUCCUUGACUUUUGGGAAGGGAACCACGGUGAUCGUUGGAGACAGCUUCACCAAAGACAGCUCCGUGCUGCUCCUGGGCCCUGUUGCAGGGGAGAACGGAGCCACAGAUCCUGCACAUCUGGCCUGUGUGAUCCGGGGUGUCUCCAACCUGGUCCAGGUGUCCUGGGGGGCUCCCGGAGAGGAGCCAACCCAGGGGCUGCCGCACUCACUGGAAGCCAGUGCUGGGUCCUUAACACUCAUCCAUCACAUCAGCAUCCCCUGGGCCAGCUGGGCCAGCGGGACGACCGUCACCUGUGAGGUCACGUUCAACUCAUCUGGCAGCAGCGUCACCAGACAUGCCGUCUAUUCUGCACCCCCUCGCAGCGGGUGCAGGCAGGAGGCCAUGCACUACAUGGUGGUGGGUCUCCUGGUGCUGCUGAUGGUAUCUCUGACCUCCCUCUGGAUGUGCGUCUGCUCUAGUCCGGCGUUCGCUGCUUCUUGCUGCCCGGGGAUGAUCUGCGCCAGACCAGCUCCACAGUGCGACUGCAAGGGUGAACUCUGCCCCCGCUCUAGGGAUCCAGAGCAGGAGAUCUUGAACUCGGGGGCCAGGAGGUCAGAGGUUUCUUACCAUGAGACACAGGCAGUGCGGCUGGGGUGA
Messenger RNA from Alligator sinensis (Chinese alligator), 972 nucleotides. Its product is annotated as immunoglobulin alpha-2 heavy chain-like. The transcript has 5 exons. Bases 10 to 972 code for a protein of 320 amino acids. NCBI's taxonomy places the organism in Eukaryota, Metazoa, Chordata, Crocodylia, Alligatoridae. The record is from RefSeq and is a predicted model, not a curated record.